Molecule: messenger RNA, 276 nt
Organism: Paracoccidioides brasiliensis Pb18
Exons: 1
Coding region: 1-276 (91 amino acids)
Source: RefSeq, a predicted model, not a curated record
AUGGAUAAGGUAAACUUGGCUGCCCAAUCAACUGUCCACGUCCGCGCUGUUUCUCCCCAGAGCUUGGCCACAAAAUCCAGUAGUUCAAUGUUCCUAGAAAUUGAGAAAAGCCGUGUUGAUUCUUCAACUUAUGACAACUACCCUUGCCUCUCUGCCUUUUCUUCUUCCAACUUCUUCACCUUCAUCGUCGUCCUCGUCCUCGUCCUCUCCCACGACUCGACUCCAGACUCAAAACUCAAAUACACCUCGUACCUCGAUCCUAGUUCGAACCCAUGA